Molecule: messenger RNA, 4113 nt
Organism: Cladocopium goreaui
Lineage: Eukaryota; Dinophyceae; Suessiales; Symbiodiniaceae
Source: the annotation of a GenBank genome assembly
AUGGGAGCCCAUGACAAGCACAAAGUUUGUUUCGAGGUGGCCGACAUUCCCACGAUUGUCAGGGCGAUCGAUAUCUACAACCGAGCCGGGGUGGCCAAGAACGUAGUUGUGGUCGGAGACAAAGCCGGCCAGGUGAUCGAAACCGUCGGUCAGCGGUUUUCGAACGUGGUGUUCGCCUAUCAGAGCGAAGCCCUGGGCACCGGACACGCUGCCCAGCGAGGGUUAGAAGCUCUGGCCGGAGUAGAAGAGCAUGCUCGCAUUCUGUUGGUGGCCGGUGACAAGAUUGUCGACAGUAGCGUACUCUCGCGGCUUCUCGCCAAGUACGACGAGGAACAACUGGGGCUGGCCUUUCUGCUCUCACCCGCCGAGUGGGGCGGGGAAUCUGCCGGUCGCAUCCUGCAAGACUCUAAAGACCGCCCGGCGGCGAUCGCCGAGAUGGCUGACAUCCGCCUGCGACGGUGCCGGCAGGAAGUUGACAAGCUGCUAACAUCGCAUCGUCAGGAAACAAUCGCUUGGGAAGCCCUUCAGCCGGUAGUCUCGCAAUACCUCGGGGAGAAGGCCACGCUGGGCCAUCUAUUGGACGGCAACGACUUCGAAGCCGCCCUGCCCUUCGAUCGUAACGAACUGCUGGCAACAUUGCGGCGCUUCCCGAUGGGCUUCCCGCUGCACGGCUCCACGGAAGAGAUCGACCCCGAAGCGGCUGAGAAUGCCCCACUACGGAAUGAAUCAGUAUACCUCGUGCGGAAAGAUCUGCUCGAGCGUGGGCUGAACCACAUGCCGUCGGACAACGCGCAGGGACAACAGUAUCUAACCGACGCCAUGGGAGCCGUGUUGCAAAUGGGCGACAACGAUUCGCCUGUCCGUGCAGGGCACGUGGAAACGCAGACGCCAUUCGAUGUGAUGUCUUACAACAACCCCGAAGAGCUGCUUGUGAUCGAAGAUCACUUCCAGGGGCGGCAACGCGAAUCGCUCACCACCAUCGGACAACGAUUGGGCCACGAUCGAUUUCGCACGGUUAGCCAGUGGCUCGAGCUUUUCUCCGACGAGAGCGAAGCCCUGGAAGAAACCAACGCCACACUCAGCGAGCUUUACGGCACGAACGACCCUGCUCUCAUUGCAAAUCGGCGGCAGGCUUACCGAGACACACUGCUACGGUUUCAAGAAUGCUUCUCGGCCGACCGGCACGUAAUCCUUGUUCGUUCGCCGGGCAGAAUCAACAUUGUCGGUCGCCACGUCGACUGGCAAGGUGGGCACUGCAACCUGAUGGCGGUUAAUCAAGAGGUGAUCGUGGCGGCCUCCCCCAGAGCCGACGAUCGCCUGGAGAUCCGCAAUGUCGAUCCGGAGCAGUUCCCCGACGCUUCGCUCUCCUUAGGCAGGCUGAUUGCCGAACUCGAUUGGGACGGAUGGCUCAACUGCAUCAACAGCGCAGGGCUCGAACGCUACUUGCGUCAAGCGGCUGGCGGGUGGUGGAUCUACAUCGAAGCGGCCAUGCUGCGAUUGCAGAUGGAAUUCCGCGACCGACUGCUCUCAGGCAUGGAUAUGGCCGUCUGUGGAAGCAUCCCGGUAGCGGCAGGAAUGAGUUCCUCGUCAGCCUUAGUCGUGUCAACCGCCGAGACCGCCGUGGCACUGCACGGACUUGAGGUACAGCCCAGACAGUUCGUCAACUUCUGUGGCGAAGGCGAGUGGUUUGUCGGCACCCGCGGCGGCAGCGCCGAUCAUGCGGCCAUGAAGUUCGGCACUGCCGGCGCGAUUACCCACGUGAAGUUCCACGACUUCGAGGUCCUUAAGCAGGUUCGCUUUCCCGAAUCGUACCGCAUGGUCGUCUGCAACUCAUUCACCCAAGCCCAAAAGGCGGGCAGCGUGAAGAAGGCCUUUAACGCUCGUGUUGCCAGCUACAUGGCCGGGGUCGAACUGGUUCGCGCACGAUUCCCACAGUAUGCGGCGUUGAUCCAGUAUGUUCGCGACAUCCGGCCUGAGACGCUGCGCGUCGGGAUCGAUCGCAUCUACGAAAUCCUACUCGAGCUGCCGAUUGAGAUGACGGCCUCAGAGAUUCGCCAGAGUUUCGCAGGCGACCCUGAAACCUGGCAGCGACUGCAGACGUACUUCGAAUCGGCCGAACCAGACGAUCGCUACCCAAUUCGUGGCGUGAUGUUGUUUGGCAUCAGUGAAUGCGCCAGGGCCCGCGAAGCGGCCACUUGUCUUGAAAACAAUGACAUGAUUGCCCUGGGCGAGUUGAUGCGGAUCUCGCACGACGGCGAACGCUGCUAUCGAGUGAGCGACGACCUUAACGCCGAGCCUUGGGAAGCCGACAUCUCGGACGACUACCUUCGUCACCGCAUUGAAGACGUUCGUAGCGACGAGAGCUGGCGACAACGGCGUGCCGAACUGCACCUGCAGUACGGCGCCUAUCGCUGCAGCACGCAAGAUAUCGACGCGAUUGUCGACAUCGCAUUGCGAACUCCGGGGGUGAAGGGCGCACAGAUCGCUGGGGCUGGCUUGGGCGGAUGCGCGAUGGUCCUCGUCGAGGCCGACGCGGUCGACCAACUGAAGCAACGACUCGAUAGCCUGUUCUACACCCCCAAACAGCUUCCUUCCGGGGUGAUCGAAUGCAUUCCAGCCGCAGGAAGUUGUGUGGUGAGCAUCACGUCUGAGCAGGUCGAGUUCAUGCGACGUGAAAGAUUUACCCUCCCCUGCCUUGCCGCAUUCGUAGUCGCCACGGUGGUGAAUUGCCUGAGCUCGCCGCAUAUCUUUGCUGCGGACGACCGCCCCUUGAACGUAAUCAUCAUCCUGGCCGACGAUUUAGGCUGGGCCGAUUUGGGUUGUUAUGGUGCGGACGUGCAUGAGACGCCGAACCUUGAUCGGUUCGCCAGCGAGGGCGUCAGAUUUACCCAGGCGUAUGCCUCGGCCCCCGUUUGCUCGCCGACGCGGGCGGCGCUCAUGACCGGCAAGUACCCGGCACGGCUGCAUAUGACCGUGUGGUUCGAACAGUCGCAAGACCCGCCACAGAAUCGCAGGCUGAUCCCACCACUCACCGAGGGCAACCUUCCACAUGCUGAGGUCACACUCGCCGAGCGGUUGACCGAGGCCGGUUAUUUCACGGCCCAUCUUGGUAAGUGGCAUCUGGGCGAUGCUGCGCAUUAUCCCGAAACGCAGGGCUUCGACCUCAACAUCGGCGGCAGCUUCUGGGGUGCCCCCUCCACCUUCUUCUAUCCGUAUCGUGGAUUGUGGAGCAACACCGAAGAAAUUCGAUACGUCCCAGGCUUGGAGUGGGGACACGAAGGGGAGUACCUCACCGACCGCCUCACCGAUGAGGCCCUGGCCACAAUCGAUCGCGUGGCCGAUCAACCGUUCUUCCUGCACUUGGCCUAUCACACCGUACACACGCCGAUUGAAGGCAAGCCGGAUGUCGUCGAGCAGUAUCGAAAGAAGAUAGCUCCCGGCGAUCAUCAUCAAAACGCCGGCUAUGCCGCCAUGGUGCAUAGCCUCGACGAGAAUGUGGGCCAACUGCUGAAGAAGCUAGAAGAGUUAAAUCUCGAGGACAAUACGCUCGUAAUUUUCACUUCCGACAACGGUGGCUUCGUGAAUGUUCAUCGGGGUGAACAAGUCACGUCGAACUACCCCCUGCGAUCCGGCAAAGGUUCAUUGUACGAGGGCGGGCUGAGAGUUCCCCUAAUGAUCCGACUUCCCGGCGUAACUUCGCCGGGCGCGGUGUGUGACGAGCCGGUGCUGUCGAUGGACCUUCACCCAACGGUCGCUAGUUUAACUGGCUGUGAGGUUGCGGAUCAUUCUGAAGCAUUCGAUGGGAUCGACGUUUCAAGUGUGUUGAAAGAUCCAGCCUCAUCGCUCGAACGUGAAGCGGUCUUCUUUCACUACCCACACUACUAUCCCACUACAACUCCAGUGUCUGCGGUCCGCCGUGGGCCCUGGAAGUUGCUGCAGUACCAGGAAGACGGACGUACAGAACUGUAUCAACUCGAAGACGACCCGGGCGAACAAAGCGAUGUGACCAGCGCACACCCAGAGGUCGCAAGUCAACUCCAGACGCAGUUGACUGCUUGGCUCGAUGAAGUCGAGGCCCAGAUGCCACGACCCAACCCAAACUUCAAGCAGUAA